AUGGCUCUUUCUACUGGAAUCUUCUCUACCUUCCUCUGCGUCAAGACGGCGCCGUUCCAAAACUCACUGUCAACCUCGUCCCUACGUCUUUCCCCUCACCCGGCUAACCUGCGCAUGGUGCGAGCCGUAACCUCCGCGACGGCGUCCUCCGAGCCGACAACCACCAAGACCCGGGAGCCACGUGGAAUCAUGAAGCCUCGCCCAGUGUCCCCCGAGAUGCAGGACAUCGUCGGCGACUCGGUGAUCGCUCGCACUCAGGCUCUCAAGCGCAUUUGGGCCUACAUCAAGGAACGCGACCUUCAAGAUCCACAAGACAAGAAGGUGAUAAUCUGCGACGAGAAGCUGAAGAAGAUAUUCGAUGGCAAAGACCGUGUUGGGUUCUUGGAGAUUGCCAAGCUCAUCGGUCCUCACUUUCUCUGA
Molecule: messenger RNA, 420 nt
Organism: Microthlaspi erraticum
Lineage: Eukaryota; Viridiplantae; Streptophyta; Magnoliopsida; Brassicales; Brassicaceae
Source: the annotation of a GenBank genome assembly